This is a messenger RNA of Daucus carota subsp. sativus, 1433 nucleotides long. Its product is annotated as glycosyltransferase BC10-like. Gene Ontology annotation, molecular function: glycosyltransferase activity. The coding region runs from base 203 to 1411 and encodes 402 amino acids. The transcript has 2 exons. The record is from RefSeq and is a predicted model, not a curated record. NCBI's taxonomy places the organism in Eukaryota, Viridiplantae, Streptophyta, Magnoliopsida, Apiales, Apiaceae. Gene Ontology annotation, cellular component: membrane.
GUAAGUUUUAGAAAUUUCUCCUCUUUGUAACCAACCUUCUCUUAUAUAAACAUCUUUGCAUAUUGGCAAUAGAUAUCUUGAGUUUCUUAUGCAGAGAGCUAAGCUUUCUAAUAUUCUUCAACUAGCUUUUCCUCUGUAAAACCCGUGCAAAGCCAAGCUAGCAUUGUAGAAUUACUUAUAAGCUCUCUGCAUUUCAAGAUCAAUGAAGAAUCAAACUCAUGUUUUUUCACCGAAAAUUUUUAGUCCUUCGAUUCAGGGACUCGUAACUGUCCUGUAUUACAUCCUUUUCUUCGCAAUAGGCCUAACUUUCGGAAUCAUUAUUACUUUCCACUCGAAAAAUUUCUCGUUUAAUCUGCAGCUAACACAAUUCUCCCUCUCCACGUCUUCGUAUCCUCCCUCGCUGCCCUCACCGUUAUCAUCAUCGUCAUCGUUGUCUAGUCGUUCUAGUGCUAAUAAAACGUUGAAGAGUAGGGUUGGUUUACGCGAUUUUGUGAGGCCGCCAAGGCUUAUGCAUGACAUGAGUGAUGAUGAGUUGUUGUGGAGGGCUUCAAUGACUCCGAAUAGGAAGGAGUUUCCGGGUCCCAGGCAAACGUCGAAGAUUGCAUUUAUGUUCUUGAUCAAACAGACAGUUUCGUUUGCUCCUUUGUGGGAGAAGUUUUUUAGAGGCAAUGAAGGACGGUACUCAAUAUAUGUGCAUUCUGAUCCGUCUUAUAAUCAGUCCGAGACUGAGAGCUCGAUGUUUCGUGAUCGGAGAAUUCCUAGCAAGGUAGUAGAAUGGGGAAACGCUAACAUGAUUGAAGCUGAGAGGCGUUUGCUAGCCAAUGCACUUCUUGACUUUUCGAAUCAGCGUUUUGUCCUGCUCUCUGAAUCAUGCAUUCCUCUGUACAAUUUCUCCACCCUAUAUUCAUAUCUCAUGAACUCCUCUGAGAACUUCGUCGAGGCCUAUGAUUUAAACAGCCCUGUUGGACGUGGUCGCUAUAGCCAAGAAAUGUACCCGACAAUAAAACUCAACGAAUGGAGAAAAGGGUCUCAAUGGUUUCAAAUCGACCGUCAGUUAGCCAUCCAAGUGAUCUCUGAUACUACAUAUAUCACCAUGUUCCAGAAAUACUGCAAGGGCUUGUGUUAUUCUGAUGAGCAUUACCUGCCUACAUUGGUGAGCACUAAAUACUGGAAGAAGAAUUCGAACAGGACAUUGACUUGGGUCGAUUGGUCGAGGGGCGGGCCUCAUCCGUCGAGGUACUCAGACACAGAUGCAACUGAGGAGUUCCUGCAGAAGAUGAGGACUGAGAAGCAAUGCAAGUACAAUGGUAAUGUAACAAAUGUUUGUUAUAUGUUUGCAAGGAAGUUUUUGCCAAGUGCUUUGGAUAAGUUGUUGAUACUUGCACCUAAGGUUAUGCAUAUAAAGACAUAAACAUAAAUUUAAGUUUCAUAUA